AUGGACACGGAGGAGCGGGCUCGCUCGACUAGUCGCUCGAAUUCGUCGGCCCGCGCGCAUGCGAUCAAGAGCUGUUUGAGGUUGUUCGGGGGAACCAUCUGUAGACGGGCUGGAUUGAAAGAGGUGCUGCCAUGUGGCGAUUCGCGGGGUGAUUCGGAUUGGCGGGAGUGGGACGCACUUGGGUCUGAUGUUGUGGUGAUGUCGUCGUCUGCGUCCGGAGCCAUAAGGGCAGUUUCCAAUUCGAGGAGACGGGAAGUGUUAGAGGAAGGAGUGGCGGCGGAAAGAUUGUCGGUUGAAGUUUGGUGUUCGAAUGUGUCGGCCAAUACGGUGAGAGUCUCGGUUUCGAAAUGGGUGGAGAAGGGUGAAUUGGGGGAGUUUCUAAAACCGAGUUUUAAGGAUUCGGAGAGCCUUGUGGGUAUGGAGGAGAACGUAGGAUGUGAAGAGUAG
Messenger RNA from Striga asiatica, 447 nucleotides. NCBI's taxonomy places the organism in Eukaryota, Viridiplantae, Streptophyta, Magnoliopsida, Lamiales, Orobanchaceae. The record is from the annotation of a GenBank genome assembly.